AUGAAUGCCGAAGCCGUUCGGGCUCGCGUCGUCGCCACCCUUUCUGCCGACGCCAAUGUGCGAAGAGCCGCCGAGCUCGAGCUCAAACAGGCCGAGGUACACGCCGGCUUCACAGAUGUUCUCUUAGAUGUGUUGACUGCCGAACCUGACGAUGCUGUCCGACUUUCAUCGGUCAUCUAUCUCAAGAACCGGACGAAUAGAGCUUGGUCGAAAAGUGAUCACUAUCCCGAAGAGCCGCUCAUAGCAGAAGAUGAAAAACAACGCUUCCGCGAUCGAAUUCUUCCCAUCCUUGCUGCCUCACAUGGUCCCGUCCGUCAACAGUUGUUGCAGUUAAUCCAGCGCAUAUUGCACUUUGACUUCCCUGGAAAAUGGCCCAGUUUCAUGGACGCCACCCUGCAAUUAUUGCACGCAAAUGAUGCUCCUUCAGUUCUUGCUGGCCUUCAGUGUCUCCUUGUCAUAUGUCGCGCUUACAGGUUUAAGGGUUCUCAGGAUAGCAGCCGGGUCGAGUUCGACAAGAUCGUCGAGGCUAGCUUCCCCAGACUCCAACAAGUUUGUAACGAAUUGGUUAACCAAGAAAGCGAUGAGGCUGGUGAGAUGCUUCAUAUCGCCCUUAAGGCCUACAAACACGCAACAUGGCUCGAACUUUCUAGCUUUCUCCGACGACACGACAUCAACAUUGGUUGGUGUACUAUUUUCCUUCACACCGUGUCGAAGAAGAUACCCGAUUCUGCGAUGCUCGAAGAUAUCGACGAGCGAGAACGUCAUCACUGGUGGAAAGCUAAGAAAUGGGCUUACUUCAAUUUGAAUAGGCUUUGGAUUAGACACGGUAAUUACGCGUCUAUCACUACCAAGAGCGAAGAGUCAACAAGAUAUGCAAAAGAAUUUGAAAGCACUAUUGCCCCCGAGAUUCUUAAGCAUUACCUCCAGGAGAUCGAGAAAUGGGUUUCCAAGACGGCCUGGCUCAGCAAACCCUGCUUAUCCUACACACUCGUUUUCCUGGAUGAAUGUUGCCGCCCUAAGUCCAUGUGGAAUUUGAUGCAACCCCAUCUCACUAACCUUGUUACACAUUUGGUCUUCCCUGUUAUGUGCCUAAGCGACGAGGACGUGGAAAAAUUCGAGGACGAACCUGAAGAAUACCUCCACCGUAAAUUGAAUUUCUAUGAAGAGGUCUCGGCUCCUGACGUCGCCGCGACAAAUUUCCUCGUCACCUUGACCAAGGCCCGCAGAAAGCAAACGUUCGAGAUAUUACAGUUUGUCAAUGGAGUUGUCAACGAUUAUGAACAGGCACCUGAAGACAAGAAAAACCACAUAGCGAAGGAGGGUGCGCUAAGGAUGAUCGGUACAUUGGCACCAGUGCUCUUGGGUAAGAAGAGCCCUGUUGCUGAUCAGAUCGAAUAUUUCCUGGUCCGUUACGUCUUCCCAGACUUUAAGAGCCCCUUGGGUUACCUUCGCGCCCGAGCUUGUGACACGAUCGAGAAAUUCGAACAGCUCAAUUUCAAGGACCAGAACAACCUGCUUAUCAUCUAUCGACACAUCUUGGACUGUAUGGCCGAUUCCGACUUACCUGUUAGAGUCACGGCAGCGCUGGCCCUACAACCCUUGAUUCGUCAUGAUGCCAUUCGUAUCAGCAUGCAGCAAAGCAUUCCAACUAUCAUGCAACAGUUGCUCAAACUAGCUAACGAAUGCGAUAUCGACGCAUUGGCUAAUGUUAUGGAAGACUUUGUCGAAGUAUUCGCCGCUGAACUUACUCCGUUUGCUGUAGCCCUGAGUGAGCAACUGAGAGACACAUAUUUGAGGAUUAUCCGCGAGCUUCUUGAUAAGAACGAUGCCCGCAACGGCAGUGAUGACGAUUAUGGCGAUUAUUUAGAUGAUAAGAGUAUCACUGCUCUGGGUGUCCUGCAGACCAUUGGUACCCUAAUCUUGACCUUGGAAAGCACCCCAGACGUGCUCCUGCAUAUCGAAGCUGUCCUUAUGCCUGUCAUUUCAGUCACUCUAGAGAACAAGUUGUACGAUCUCUAUAACGAAGUGUUCGAGAUUAUCGACAGUUGCACAUUUGCUGCUAAGAGCAUUUCGCCUACUAUGUGGCAAGCUUUCGAACUCAUCCACGCAACAUUUAAGUCCGGUGCUGAGCUUUACCUUGAGGACAUGCUUCCGGCCCUUGACAAUUUUGUACAGUACGGCGCCGGCCAUUUAACGCAGAAGCCCGAGUACGUCCAGGCCUUAUACGGCAUGGUUGAAGAUAUGUUCCAAGACCAGAAGGUCGGUGGUGUUGAUCGUAUCUGCGCGUGCAAACUUGCGGAGGCUAUGAUGUUAAGCCUGCGUGGUCACAUCGACCAAUCCGUUACCGGGUUCGUCACAAUGGCUAUGGUGGUACUUACCGGUCAAGAAAUCAAAGUCAAGUCGUACAAGAUCCACCUGAUGGAGAUGGUUAUUAAUGCCAUCUACUACAACCCAGUCUUGACAAUCGCUGUUCUUGAAAACAAAGGAUGGACUAAUAAGUUUUUCAGCCUUUGGUUCAUGAAUAUGGAGGCUUUCAGCCGGGUUCACGACAAGAAGCUAUGCAUUGUGGCCAUAGUUUCUCUGCUAAGUCUGAGUGCCGACCAGAUCCCUGCCAGCGUUAGUACCGGGUGGCCGAGGCUCUUGCAAGGUAUCACUGGUUUAUUCAAGACCCUACCCAAUGCCUUGAAGAACCGUGAAGAGGCAUUGAAGGAGGACUUCACAUACGACUCUAAUAAUUACGAGUACGAGGAUGAUGAUGAAUGGGCCGAGGAAGAUACCAACUGGAACGCUGAGGAGGGUGUAGAAGGGGAGCCAACGGAUGCUCGAGACGAGAGCACGGCCUAUCUCGAAUUCCUUAAUGAAGAAGCGGCUAAGUUCAGCCAGAUCGAGAACCAAUACAAAGACCAAAGCGACGACUUCGAAGAAGAACUUGGCGAAGAUAGCGUACUCCUCGAGUCCCCUCUCGAUAAGAUCGAGCCUUAUCAACUAUUCCGAACCGUAUUAAUGAAAAUGCAACAAGAAAACCCCCAGCUGUACACUAACCUUACAUCGACUCUUUCAGCUGAUGAGCAAGCUGUCAUUCAAAAUGCAGUGCACCAGGCCGAGGCUAAUGCUCAAGCCGCUUUGCAAAUGGCGGCUCAAGCAGCCCAGAACCCACAAGGGGUACCCGGAGCAUCGAAUGGCGGUGCCAGAUAG
This is a messenger RNA of Hypoxylon trugodes, 3195 nucleotides long. RefSeq names its product ARM repeat-containing protein. The transcript has 7 exons. The record is from RefSeq and is a predicted model, not a curated record. Gene Ontology annotation, cellular component: nuclear envelope; cytosol. Bases 1 to 3195 code for a protein of 1064 amino acids. Lineage: Eukaryota; Fungi; Ascomycota; Sordariomycetes; Xylariales; Hypoxylaceae. Gene Ontology annotation, molecular function: small GTPase binding. Gene Ontology annotation, biological process: protein import into nucleus.